This is a messenger RNA of Sclerotinia trifoliorum, 1866 nucleotides long. NCBI's taxonomy places the organism in Eukaryota, Fungi, Ascomycota, Leotiomycetes, Helotiales, Sclerotiniaceae. The record is from the annotation of a GenBank genome assembly.
GUUGGGCUGUAGAGAAGGCUAAAGAUUAUCAAGCUGUUGUCAUUGCAAACAACAAUAUACCAUCUUUCUCAACUUCAACCACCACAAUUACCUAGUAGAUCCAAGUAUCUCCAUUAGAUUCCGGAUAUUGUGAAUUUUCCUACUAUUCUACUCAAAGUUUCUUGAUAUACCAAGAACAAGAUGGUGAGCUUUUGUUAAUUGGUGAUUUGUAUGAGCGGCGAUGUUAACACAUUCUCAAAGGGUCAACAACCAUCUGGCCUUGGUGGUAACCAACCAGGCGGGGAUGGAAAAGAUGAUAAAUCCAAGAAGGUAUGUAAUAGAUUUCAUGAUAGAAAUGGAUGAUGGACUAAUUACCCACCAAUAGAAGGAUAAGCCAAAGUACGAACCACCACCAAGACCAACAACUAGAAUCGGCCGCAAGAAGCGUAAGGCUGCUGGUCCAAACGCAUCCGCAAAGUUACCAGCGGUGUAUCCUACAUCUCGAUGCAAACUCAGAUAUCUUCGAAUGCAGCGAAUUCACGAUCAUUUACUCCUCGAAGAAGAAUAUGUUGAAAACCAGGAACGUUUGAGAAAGGCCAAGGCUGCAAAGGAAGGCACUGCAGCGCCUGCGACCGUUGGAGGCGAUCCAGAUGCCGCUGACAGAAAUGCUGAUGAGAGAGGUCGUGUGGAUGAUAUGCGUGGUAGUCCGAUGGGGGUCGGAACUUUGGAGGAAAUGAUUGAUGAUGAUCAUGCUAUCGUUUCAAGUACCACUGGUCCUGAAUAUUAUGUCUCCAUCAUGUCUUUCGUCGAUAAAGAUCUCUUGGAACCCGGUGCAAGUGUUUUGCUACACCACAAAUCCGUCUCGAUUGUUGGUGUUCUCACUGAUGAUACUGAUCCUUUGGUUUCAGUUAUGAAGCUCGACAAAGCUCCAACAGAAUCUUACGCAGAUAUUGGUGGUCUGGAAUCGCAGAUUCAGGAAGUGCGGGAAUCGGUCGAAUUACCAUUACUACACCCUGAAUUGUAUGAGGAAAUGGGUAUCAAGCCACCCAAGGGUGUUAUCCUCUAUGGUGCGCCAGGUACUGGAAAGACUUUAUUGGCAAAGGCGGUUGCAAAUCAAACGAGUGCGACAUUCCUGCGAAUCGUUGGUAGUGAGUUGAUCCAAAAGUACUUGGGUGAUGGACCUAGACUCGUUCGACAACUUUUUCAAGUACGUAUAUCUUCAAUGUCUAUUUGCACAAUACACAUACUCAUGUUUAUAGGUUGCCGCCGAAAAUGCACCAUCCAUCGUCUUCAUUGAUGAAAUCGAUGCCAUCGGUACAAAACGUUACGAGUCUACAUCUGGUGGAGAGCGUGAAAUCCAGAGAACCAUGUUGGAGCUUCUCAAUCAACUUGAUGGUUUUGACGACCGUGGAGAUGUCAAGGUCAUUAUGGCUACAAACAAGAUUGAUACUCUUGAUCCUGCUCUCAUCCGCCCUGGACGUAUCGACCGAAAAAUUCUUUUCGAGAAUCCUGAUCAACACACUAAGCGCAAGAUUUUCACCCUUCACACAUCUAAAAUGUCCUUGAACGAGGAUGUUGACUUGGAAGAAUUCAUCAACCAGAAGGAUGACCUUUCAGGUGCUGAUAUCAAGGCGAUCUGUUCUGAGGCUGGAUUGAUGGCAUUAAGAGAGCGUAGAAUGCGUGUCCAAAUGGCAGAUUUCAGGGCUGCAAGAGAACGUGUCCUGAAGACUAAGAGUGAGGGUGAGCCUGAGGGCUUGUACUUGUGAGGCGGAAGAUGGACGAUGAGGUGAAGGAAGUGUAUGAUAAGCUAGAGCGCCUGCUUCUUUUCGUAGCUCGUGUAUUCUAGAUAUCCCACGGUUAAUGCAUCUGGUGUUUCGACGUGUUUUU